GCCUCUGGGCUUUGAGCGCGAGCGGUUGAAAGACGCUGCUGUCGGUUCGGCUGCUCUGAUCGUAUUCUGCAGUCCCAGCCCUUGCCCAUGGCUGAGCCUGAGGAGCUGCGGGUUGCUUCGUCGCCCCCGCCGCCUUGCUCUUCUCCCUCGUGUUCAGACGCCUCUUCCGCGUCUUCCCCCAGCGUCCCAGUGAGUUUGGGCUGGACAGUUCCGAGCAGGAGUAGCGGCCGAACGGUGGAUCCGCUAGAGGCAGUGGAGCUGCAGAUCGGAGACGCAGCAUUUUCAUUAACCAAACUUCUUGAGGCCACGUCUGCAGUAUCAGCUCAAGUGGAGGAACUUGCCUUCAAGUGUACAGAAAAUGCACGUUUCCUUAAAACUUGGCGGGACCUCUUGAAAGAAGGCUACGAUUCUUUGAAACCUGACAACUAAUUUGGCAUGCUUAGUCGUUUAAGUAAUGGCUGUGUAAUAAUUCAUACUUUCUCAUAUAUAUUUGCACAUGUACCACAUGUAUAGGAUGAUAUUUUUCUAGCAGUUCUGUAUUCUCAGAAUGAAAUUUUUCUUGCUUUUCUUGAUUUUUGUGAAAGCAUCAUACUGAUGUUAUUUUUGGUGCUGGCCAGUAUUUGUUUAUCCUUAUAUACCUUCUGCCAUCUAAACUUUCAUAGAAUCCUUUAUUCCUUUAUGAAAGUUAAUUUCAUCAGUAGGUAAUAGUGCCACAGUGCUACCAGUAGCAAACUAGUUAGAACAUUAUUUGCUUUACAAGAAGAUGCCAAGAAUGGUGGAGUUUGAAGUUGAGCUUCAUUUUAUGGACCGAGCAAGGUAACUUUAACUAAGGUUGCCAGUGGUGGAUCCAGUGACUGUGUCUUACUGACUUCUGUAUCCCUAGCACCUAAGACAGUGUUACACAACAUUCACUACAUAUUUCUUGAAUAAAAGAAUUGACAAACAUAAUUAAAAGCUAUUUUUAACAUGAAGAUUGUAAUU
Galeopterus variegatus (Sunda flying lemur) is the source of this 981-nucleotide messenger RNA. Its product is annotated as chromosome unknown open reading frame, human C4orf46. The transcript has 2 exons. The record is from RefSeq and is a predicted model, not a curated record. Bases 88 to 429 code for a protein of 113 amino acids. NCBI's taxonomy places the organism in Eukaryota, Metazoa, Chordata, Mammalia, Dermoptera, Cynocephalidae.